Cuscuta campestris is the source of this 1151-nucleotide messenger RNA. Lineage: Eukaryota; Viridiplantae; Streptophyta; Magnoliopsida; Solanales; Convolvulaceae. The record is from the annotation of a GenBank genome assembly.
AAAAUUUGCCCCAUAAUAUUUCUAUCGACAAAUAUUUUUAUUAUAUUCUCUUGUAUAUUUUUCUUAUAUAUUUUAGGAGAUAUUGUUGGUAAAAUCUUGACACAAAGCAAAAUGGAUUGUUAAUAUUGAAUGGAGGGAGUAGUUGAUUUUUUAGGGGAAAAAAUCUAAUUUUUGAUGAGGCAGGUCAUAAAAUCUGGAAGUUCAUUUGUGUUUAAAGAUGAUCCAAGUAUACAAUUGAUUGCCCGAGCUCACAAGAUGAGUAAGAGCAGGGGAAAUGUCAUAAAUCCAGAUGAUGUUGUUUUAGAGUAUGGUGCGGAUUCUCUUCGCUUGUAUGAAAUGUUUAUGGGGCCAUUGAGAGAGUCAAAACAGUGGAGUACAAGUGGCAUUGAAGGUGUUCAUCGUUUUCUAGCAAGAGUUUGGAGAUUGAUAAUCGGCCCACCUUUACCCAAUGGUACAUUUCAGGAUGGAACUGCAACUGUCAAUGAGAAGCCCACAAUAGAUCAGUACCGUUGUCUCCAUCGCACCAUUGAAAAGGUAACAGAAGAAAUUGAAGGAACACGGUUCAACACCGGAAUUUCUGCAAUGAUGGAGUUCAUUAACAUUGCAUAUAAGUGGGACAGACUCCCAUUGUCAGUAAUUGAACCAUUUGUUCUGCUUCUUUCACCAUAUGCGCCUCACAUGUCUGAGGAGCUCUGGUGUCGCCUGGGACACACCGAAUCUUUGGCAUAUGAACCUUUCCCUAAGGCUGAUCCUGCUUACUUGAAGGACGCCACAUUGGUUCUCGCGGUCCAAAUCAAUGGGAAGACGAGGGGGACCAUAGAGGUCGAAGAAGGAUGCUCCGAAGAAGAUGCUUUCAGGUUAGCUUCACUUGACUCCAAGUUGUCCAGGUUUCUUGAUGGGAUUACUGUUAGAAAAAGGAUUUAUGUUCCUGGUAAAGUCUUGAAUGUCGUUGUAGAGGCCCCCAAGAAGGCCAAUGUGGUCGGGCAAUAGUUCGACUAUAUUAUGUCUUCAAUGUAUUUUUGUCACUCCCUUUAGAAGAAAAUCUUUGAAUCUGAUGGGGCAACAUUUUAAAAUAUUGACAGUACUUGUUACAAUGUCUAGGAAUGGUCUUGCCCCCACAAGAAUUGACAAAGUAAAACUAAUUUAAUUUG